AUGGGAGUUGUUUUAAGAUACGUGAACAAACAUGGAUGUGUUAUUGAAAGAUUUUUUGCUAUUGUACAUGUGUCUGAUACUUCUGCUAUUUCUUUGAAGAAGGCUAUUGAUGAAUUGUUUGCAAAACAUAAGUUGUCAUUAUCAAGAUUGAGAGGUCAAGAGAUGGAGCUUCAAAUAUGCGAGGUUCUUGAUAUGAUGGUUCAAGAGAUGAGUAAUCGAUUUUCAGAAUCAAGUACGGAGGUACUUACUUGCAUUGCUUGCUUAGAUCCAAAGGACUCUUUUUCUCAAUUUGAUAUUGGUAAGCUACUCCACCUUGCUGAACUUUAUCUGGAGGACUUUUCUUUGACUGAUCGUGUAAUACUUGAGGACCAACUUGAGACUUACAUUCAAAAUGUACAAGGUGAAUUUUCUAUGAUUGAAGAUUUGGGAAGUCUUGCUAAAAAGUUGGUUGAAACGGGCAAGAAUACAAUUUUUCCAUUGGUAUAUCAUUUGAUCGAGUUAGUAUUAGUUUUACCAGUUGCAACUGCUUCUGUUGAAAGAGUUUUUUCUGCGAUGAAAAUUAUCAAGACUGAUUUGCGUAAUAGGAUGGGAGAUGAGUGGAUGAAUGACAGUUUGGUAGUAUACAUCUAG
Zingiber officinale is the source of this 630-nucleotide messenger RNA. RefSeq lists its product as uncharacterized. The coding region runs from base 1 to 630 and encodes 209 amino acids. Gene Ontology annotation, molecular function: protein dimerization activity. The record is from RefSeq and is a predicted model, not a curated record. The transcript is spliced from 2 exons. Lineage: Eukaryota; Viridiplantae; Streptophyta; Magnoliopsida; Zingiberales; Zingiberaceae.